Molecule: messenger RNA, 518 nt
Organism: Dryobates pubescens (Downy woodpecker)
Lineage: Eukaryota; Metazoa; Chordata; Aves; Piciformes; Picidae
Product: transthyretin
Exons: 4
Coding region: 53-496 (147 amino acids)
Biological process (GO): purine nucleobase metabolic process
Molecular function (GO): thyroid hormone binding
Source: RefSeq, a predicted model, not a curated record
GACCCCACCAAUUCCUACUUGCUGACACUGAGACUUGCCAGUGGCAGGCAAGAUGGCUUUUCCCUCAGGGUUCCUUCUCCUCUUAGCUGGCCUGGCACUUCUCUCUGAAGCUGCACCACCGGUCUCUGCUGACUCCAAGUAUCCUCUUUUUAUAAAAAUUCUGGAUUCAGUCCGAGGAAGUCCAGCUCCAAGUGUUCCAGUUAAGUUAUAUAAAGAAGCUGCAGAUGGAUCUUGGGAACUGUUAAAUUCGAAACAAACCACUGACAACGGAGAGCUCCAUGAGCUUGCAAGUAAAGAACAAUUUGUAACCGGGCUGUACAAGAUUGAGCUGGACACAGCCUCUUACUGGAAGAGAUUGGGCUUGAAUCCCUUCCAUCACCAUGCUGAUGUGGUGUUCACAGCUAACGACUCUGGCUAUCGCCAUCACUCCAUCACUGUUUUCCUCAGUCCCUUUUCUUACUCAACUACAGCGGUAGUUAGUGAGCCAGUGGAAUAGAAGCCGACAUUAAGCAUGAAAA